GCAAAAGAGAAGGCUAGAUUUUCAAAAACAAUUUCAUUUAUCUUCCCUAGAGAGUGUUCAGAUUUGCCAAGUUGUCCAAAAUCUCGGAAGUUGGAAGUUUUGCUGCACUGCUCAGUCAACUUGCUUGAAGGAGAUACAGGGUGUUCGAUUUGGCCAUCAUCUCUUUUCCUUUCAGAGUUCGUACUUUCCUUUCCAGAACUAUUCACAAAUAAAUCUUGCUUUGAGGUGAGAUGUAUGUAGAUAAGUGUUUUGUUCUCCCCCCUUCCAAUCUGUUGUCCAGCACUACCAGCAGGUGGCAGUGCAAAGUUUUCAAAAUCUCUGCUGUCAAGUAAAUGGUUAUUUUCCCAAGCAUUCUCCGAAACUCUUUUGCAUUUGCUAGUGAAUAUGAAGAGUUGUCACUCUUUUCACAUACUGACACUCUGACACACAUCAUCAUUUGUUAACUUCUGUGGGGGAAAUGUUAUUUUUGGUUUUCCAAAUACGGAGAAGUAGGCAACUGAAUCCCUAUAUCCUUCAUCUAUUUGUCUAACUUAUUUUUUGACGAAUCAAUGUUCAUAACUCUAAUUAUCUCAGAUGAUUAAUGUAAUGUUGCAAUUUAUGAUAAAGGUAGUCAUAUUAGUUUGACACUCUAAAGUCUAUAUUAUGAAGACAAAAUUGUAAAAUUAAAAUAACAACUUUACAAAGUGUUUUGAGCAUUCAAAACUAACAAUUUUUGUCACUUUAGAGGCUGAUUCCAAUACAAUGCUUACUAUACGGGGACCAAUUGUGGUUAUAUGCAUAAUUGAGGAAUUAAGUAGACUGUAUCUCUACAAUUUGAGUAAAGGUUGUAUUUCCCUGAUAUUUGGUACAUACUUUUUCUUUAAACAACAUUUUCAUAAUAAAUCUCUGAUCUAAUAAAGUGAGUAAGCUGUGCAUAUCUGUUUUUGACAAUAACAGGUUGGUUCAGGUGUUGGAUUAGUUGGCAUCUGUCUAGCCCGUAUAAAAGCCUCCAAAGUAAUACUCAGUGAUGGUGACUUGUCAACUUUAGCAAAUAUGAGGCUUAAUUUGGAGUCAAACAAGAUUACUGCCAGUAAUGAUUUCUUGGAGCAUACAGUAGAUUCUAAUACAGUACAAUGCCUGCACUUGCCCUGGGAAUCUGCAGCUGAAAAUGGUCUUCAGCAGAUCAAUCCGGAUAUAGUGGAAGCAAAUUUAUCAGUGUUGGACAUCACGGAGAGGGCCAAGCCAUUCAGCUUGCUUCCUUAUGCAAAGUCAUACCAACCAUCCAGCAUAAAGUUGCUAUGCAUUUCAUACUUGCCCAAGUGAAGGCUGCAGCCACCUCCAUGGGGAAUUGUAAGCUCUAUCAAUUCAAUGCUUAUUUUACCCGAGGUGAAUUAAUUCACGCUUGACCAAUUCUGAUCGAACUAGUACCCACAUGUUCGACCAAGAGUGACCGAAGUAGUUUUUUUGGGUAAGCGCUUAGUAGCAAAGAUCUUGAACACCUCAAAAGUCUAGGUGCCAAAUCUAGAGAAUUGGGGUUUUCAUGAAAAAUCAUUUCCUUAAUGCAUUUGGUAAGAAUGGUUAUAUUGAGUAAAAGUGUAGGUGCCAAAUCUAAAGAAAGGGUUUUUCAUGAAAAAUCAUUUUCUUGUGUUUGGUUGGCAGAGAAAAGUUUUACCUUGAAAAUUUGUGUUCUAUUGAAUAGAAUGAAACCUUUUAUCAUGGUGAAACUUAGGAUAUUGGUUUUCAAUUCUUUAGAAAGAUUUGUGUCUUUGUAAUGCACUGUUUUGUGUGGAUGGAAUGUCAACAUUUGGAUGGUUAUACAUGAGAAUAUAUAGGGUUACAACAG
Cuscuta campestris is the source of this 1822-nucleotide messenger RNA. NCBI's taxonomy places the organism in Eukaryota, Viridiplantae, Streptophyta, Magnoliopsida, Solanales, Convolvulaceae. The record is from the annotation of a GenBank genome assembly.